Messenger RNA from Closterium sp. Naga37s-1, 1911 nucleotides. Lineage: Eukaryota; Viridiplantae; Streptophyta; Zygnematophyceae; Desmidiales; Closteriaceae. The record is from the annotation of a GenBank genome assembly.
AUGGCGGACCACCCGGACGCCAUUGAACGACCUGAUGACCCCGGCGAUGAACUCGCUCGUCGUUCGCCAAUUGAUCUGUCCGCGGCCGUUACCGGGCUGGAUCUGCUAUUCUCCAACUUAGCGCUAGUAGAUAACCAUGGAAAGGCGCCUGCAGUCGCGCCGACCGUCGAUGUUCCAUUUGAACCCAUCGACGAGCCUCUGUGUCCCUCCCCUACUGCGCCCGUGUUGGAGCAAGAAAUCGCGGCGGUGCCAGUGGCUAAGAAGUCCGCCAGGUACACGCAGUCAACGCUGCCGUGGCCCAAGAAGGGAGGUCCCGCUGGUGCAACACCGGCUUCGCCAGCCGACCAACUGUCGACGCCCGCGACCGCAGGCACGCAGGCGUCGCCCUCAACACCUGGGCCUUCUAAACCGGCAGGGCCAGACGCAACCUACGCGGAGGCUCUGUAUAAGUACAAAAGCGAGUGGCUCGAGCGGUUUUCUUGGCUUAUUCUGCUAAAAAAAGCUGAAGGUUUCCCCGCUUUCAAGUGCAGCAUCUGUACGGAGCACGCAGGCUACGCUGGACCGUGUGGGAGAGGCGGAAAGGGCGCCACAGACGUUCAGACGCAGGCGUUCAAACGGCAUGCGGCAACUACCAAGCACAAGGAGGCGUUGAAACACCAGCAGAAGCUUCUCGACGACGCCGCUACGCAGCCACGGAUCAACGGCGACAAUCUCGCUCGCGACACGGAGAAGGAGCGGGUCGUCAAGCUCCUCGACUCCCUGCUCUUCGUGACCAAGCAAGAUGCACCCAUAGAGUUAUGGGUGAAUCUUGUGCGCUACCUCGCGCGACUCAAGGUGCCCGGGUUCCCAGCAAAAGGCUACGGAACCUAUUAUACUACGGAGGCCCUCGCAGCAAAGGACGCCGCUGAACAACUCCCCGAGUUCGGCAUGGUGGACUCCCUGCUCCGCCAAGUGGCAGAGCAUUUGGGGCGUUCUGGCCCGUGGCAUCAACGCUUCAUUGGCUUGCAGGAGGUGUUCACGAAAACAAACCUGGAGCUACAAGGGAUCCACGACGUCCGCUGGCUCUCCCGCGGUGACGCCAUUCUGCGCGCGGUAGAGGUCUUCCCCGCGCUGAUCGUGAUGCUGUAUGAGUGGGACAUCACCCUCUACGAGCUCGCCACGAGCUACAGGUUUCACUUUCUGCUAUACUUCCUUGCAGACGUCCUCGAGCAGCUCAAUGUGCUGAACAGGGCAUUCCAGCAGCGUGAGCUGGACAUUGCAAGUGUCCACGGGCAGAUCCGCCGGUCGAUUUCAUUCCUAGAGUCCCGCUACGUCGACUGUGGUGACGACUUUGGAGGCGGGGUGAGCGCGCGCCUCUCCCCGUUCAUCAAGAAGCACGGGCCUGAGGGGGGCAAUCCCGAGGUGAAGGUGCAGGGAGUCGACUCGGACGGGCGGCCCACGACACACACCUUCGAGCUGCACGAGAAGCCGAGCGAAGACUACCCGACCCUCGGCUCCCACGACGCCUGCGUCGAUCUCUGCACCACCUUCGCCGAGACGCUCGUGCAAAACCUCAGCACACGGUUCCAGGACCUGGACUCCCUGGUGGGAGUGCGGCUGUUCAUGCCUGACGAGUGGGAGCUGGGGAGAGCAGAGCGCCACAGGCAGUGUCUCGAGUGGCUUGAGUCUCUCGUGAGGCUGUUCAGGGCACAGGACACGGACUACAUCAUUCCAGGUAUUCCCGCUCUCGCACUGUUGCUCUACAAGAAGCGCCGCCCAUUCGGCAAUGUGGCGGCACCACCCGAAAGAGAGGGAGAGGGCAGGGAUAGCACGGGAAAGGAGGCCCUAGAGGAGGAAGAGUGGGCAGAACGACAGGGUAAGGGAAGAGAAGAUGAUGAUGACAAGCAGGCCUCAUCAGAUGAUGAUUACUGA